AUGGAAGGAUCCAAUGAUUUGUUCAUAGGCAGCUGUAGUAACACAGGAGACCCAGACACAAAUGAUUCAGUUUUUCAGCAUCUAACCUGCAUGGAUUCCAAGGAUCCAUUUUUUGGACAGAGUGGCUCUCCCGCAGCUUUGGCCAUUGCAGUACGUCCCUCGGGCAGUUCCUCAUCAUCGGCUGCGCCUGCGCAGCCACCCCAGCCGCAGCCUCACUCUGCAGAGGGUUCCCAGCCAGUAGACCAAACCGGGCAGCCUCUCUACGAACUGCAGCCCCUAGGAGGGCCCAGUGCGCAGAUGAUGAUUGUUGCCAGCCAGUCAGAGAAUGGACAGGUUCUGCAUGUCAUCCCUUCUGCUCAGCCAGGAAUGGCCCAGGUGAUUAUUCCCCAAGGUCAGCUUCUGGAUGUGACCAGCACGCAGGCUGUUUCGGAAGAGAAGUGUGGUGAUGGGAACUUGCAGACUGUGGCGGUGGCUGCAAUAGCAGACAGUGCAAGCAGUUACAUUCUGCAUCCACAGGCAUCUCUCACCAUAUCGAAAAAACCCACCACCAGGCUAACGGAAGAUCCCUUUCCCAUCCCUCUCCAGCCGCUGCUGCCAAAUACGCCUGCAUGGGCGCGCCGUCUCAGGAACUGUGAGAAAAUUGGGGACUCGUACCGCGGCUAUUGCGUGAGCGAGACAGAGUUAGAGAGCGUUCUAACGCUACACAAGCAGCAAACACAAAGUGUGUGGGGGACGCGCCAGUCUCCAAGCCCAGCCAAACCCGCCACACGGUUGAUGUGGAAAUCUCAGUAUGUCCCAUAUGAUGGGAUCCCCUUUGUCAAUGCAGGAAGCAGAGCCAUUGUAAUGGAGUGCCAGUAUGGGCCAAGGAGGAAAGGGUUCCAGCCCAAAAAAGCAGGUGAGCAGGAAAGCACCUCUGGCCAUCUGUACAAAGCCACGUGUCCAGCGAGGAUCUAUAUUAAAAAGGUUCAAAAGUUUCCAGAAUACAGAGUUCCUACUGACCCUAAAAUUGACAGGAAAAUCAUAAGAUUGGAGCAGGAAAAAGCAUUCAACAUGCUGAAGAAGAACUUGAUAGAUGCUGGCGGUGUCCUCAGGUGGUAUAUACAGUUACCCACUCAGCAAGCCCACCAAUAUCAUGAAAUGGAAACUUCCUGCCUCCCUUCUUUACCCUCCCAUUUUUCUGUGUCUUCUCCUGAGGAGGAGGAGGAGGUUGUUAAAGAUGAGAACUGUGCUCUGCCUUCCCGGCUUCAUCCUCAAGUGGCAGACAAGAUCCGAGAACUGGUGUCUCAGGGAAUAGAGCAGGUCUAUGCAGUGAGGAAGCAACUAAGAAAGUAUGUGGAAAGAGAAUUAUUCAAGCCUGAUGAAGUGCCAGAAAGACAUAACCUGUCCUUCUUCCCCACUGUGAAUGACAUCAAGAACCACAUUCAUGAAGUACAGAAGUCCCUGAGGAACGGUGAGGUGGUGUGUAAUUCUGAGAGUAUCCCAGCAACGCUGCAGUGGACCACAGACAGUGGGAGUGUUCUCACAGAAACAGUGACUGUUACGUUUGCCUCACCACCUUCAGAUGGGAGCUCAGCAGGGGAGCCAGUCGUCACCAAAUCGGAAUCCAACCAGAGUGGGGAGUCCUUGCUACCAGAAACAGCUCAGCUGUUGUCUUCAUUGUCAUCACUUCAGCCCAAGAUAUUUGCUCAACUUCAGGGAUUACAGCUGCAGUCAACUUUUACGUCCUCAAAUGGAUCAGCAGCCCUGAUAGCUGUUAACAACCAUUCCCCUCCCAGCCCUGCAAAUCUCUUGGAUUCCAUAGGGAGCGCAAUAACCAACCAUCCUCUAGUACUUAGUCAGGGACACAGCCUGCAAGCAGCUGCUGGCCUAACACAGCAAAGCGCUGCUGCCUCUGCCCUUGGGAACCCACCCGGCUCUGAUCACAGCCUGGUCACCGUGGGCCAGUUGGUAGCAGUUGAAGGGGUAGAUGACUCCAGAAGCCUAGAAGGAGUAGUCCAUCAGAUUCUCUUGGGAGAUGUACACACUAUUCCAGUACGGAUUGUGGACAGCCAUCCAGCACUGGCUGAAGAAAAUACAGAAGAUGCUGUCUGUGUGAGCCAACUUAAACAAGAGCCAAGAGAAACAGCAUUGUCUGUGGAGCCAGAUAAAAUAAACGACUGCCAUAACUCCUCCCCUGUUUAA
Messenger RNA from Eurypyga helias (sunbittern), 2181 nucleotides. It is a transcript of the gene CARF, whose product is annotated as calcium responsive transcription factor. Gene Ontology annotation, molecular function: DNA-binding transcription factor activity, RNA polymerase II-specific; RNA polymerase II cis-regulatory region sequence-specific DNA binding. Gene Ontology annotation, cellular component: nucleus. Gene Ontology annotation, biological process: regulation of transcription by RNA polymerase II. Lineage: Eukaryota; Metazoa; Chordata; Aves; Eurypygiformes; Eurypygidae. The record is from RefSeq and is a predicted model, not a curated record. The transcript has 14 exons. Bases 1 to 2181 code for a protein of 726 amino acids.